This is a messenger RNA of Astyanax mexicanus (Mexican tetra), 4581 nucleotides long. RefSeq names its product integrin alpha-X-like. The transcript has 31 exons. Gene Ontology annotation, biological process: cell adhesion mediated by integrin; cell-matrix adhesion; cell-cell adhesion. Bases 154 to 3618 code for a protein of 1154 amino acids. NCBI's taxonomy places the organism in Eukaryota, Metazoa, Chordata, Actinopteri, Characiformes, Acestrorhamphidae. Gene Ontology annotation, molecular function: integrin binding. Gene Ontology annotation, cellular component: integrin complex; external side of plasma membrane. The record is from RefSeq and is a predicted model, not a curated record.
UUCCUCUUUCUCCCGCCUUUUCUCCUGGACGUGUGACGCCACUCCCUCACUUAUGUCCUAACAGCCCUUGCACAUCUGCAGCGUCCACAUCCUCCUCAGCCGCUCAGUGCGUCCCUCAGCUCCGUCUGACUGAAGCUGAUCACUGAACACACCAUGGACUGGAAUUUACCCUCCUUCCUUCUGCUGAUUUCUGUUUCUCAGUCAGCGGCAUUCAACCUUGAUUCAAGCCCUUGGAAAAACUACCCUCGGAACCCGGAUACAGCUUUCGGCUACAAAGUGAUUCAGAGAGACAGAAGUUUGAUUGUUAGUGACCCCUUAAUACAAAAUGGGGACAAAAGAGGUAAAGUUUACAGUUGUGGAGUAACAGCCGGACGCUGCUCACCUUUAACAAUAAAGGAACCCUCUGAAGCUGUAAACAUGUCCCUUGGUCUCUCAAUGACUAAAGAUCCAAAGUCUUCAAAGAUAAUAGCCUGUGGUCCAACCAUCCCCAAAAACUGCAGAGUAGUCACGACCUACAACGGCAUGUGUUUCACAGUGGAUAGGAACAGUAACGUAGAAGGUCCAAUACCGAGCGCAUUGAGAGAUUGCCCAGUUCAACCAAUAGACAUUGCUUUUUUAUUGGAUGGAUCUGGAAGUGUUUCAGAAGAUGAUUUUAAAAAAAUGAAGACUUUUGUUGAACUAAUGGUACAGGGAUUAAUUACCCGGGAUAUUAGGUUUGCUGUUGCACAGUAUUCUAAUCAAUGUGAAAUACACAUAGACUUCACUUACCAAUUGAACAGCAAUUUAAUACAGAACAUUCAGCAGAAAGGAGGAGGUACCUACACUGCAAGUGCUAUCAACAAACUUGUGGAUGAUUUAUUCAUCAGAAACCCCAGAGCAAAAGCUAACCGAGUUUUGGUUGUUAUCACUGAUGGUCAGUCACAUGAUGCAAAUUAUUUGUCUACAGUUGCUGCAUAUGCGCAGCAGAAUAAGAUCAUUCGCUACGCUAUUGGGGUUGGCAAUGCCUUUAAAAACCCGUAUGCAGAAAAUGAGUUGAACACCAUUGCAUCUGACCCCCCCAGUGAAUACAAAUUUAAAGUGGAUAGCUUUAGUGUGCUCAACAGAAUAAAGGAAACUCUGGAGAAGAAUAUAAUUGCAAUCGAAGGGACCCAGACGUCAGGAGAUUCCACCAGAAUGGAGUUUGCACAAGAUGGCUUUAGUGCUGAGUUUAACUAUGAUGGGAAUUUACUGCUGAGUGCAGUCGGGGCUUAUCAGUGGAAAGGAGGAUACCAGGAGUAUUCAUCUACAGGACCUUCAGGUGACUUUCAGGAGGGCAGAGAGCACGACAGUUAUUUAGGUUAUUCUAUGACGGUGGCAAGAACUCCAUUCAUCAACUAUGUAAUUCAGGGAGCUCCAAGGCAUGGGCAUAUAGGAAAAGUGUUCAUUUCAACCUCUAUGGGAUUGGGUACUCUGAAUCCCCCCGUGAAACCCCAGCUUCAGAUUGGUUCCUAUUUCGGAGCUGAAGUGUGUGCGGUGGACUUGGAUGUUGAUUCUUUCACAGACCUGCUGCUGGUUUCUGCUCCACUGUUUACACAGGCCAGUAAGGAAGGAAUAGUGUUCGUCUACUCUGUUCCACGCCGGGCAAAUUACUGGAGUGAACCAAUCAUGACACUGGAAGGAAUGGCUGGACAGAGGGGUAGGUUUGGCUCCUCACUGGCCAGCCCAGGAGACCUAAAUGGGGAUAAAAUUACAGAUGUUGUUGUAGGAGCUCCUCUGGAGGACAUUGGACAGGGCAGUGUUUACAUCUUUAAUGGACAAGCGGGAGGCAUCGCUUCUACCUAUUCACAGAGAAUCAGUGGCUCAUCUGUGCAGUCGGGUCUGCGGUUCUUCGGCUUGUCUCUGAGUCAGAAUGCUCUGGAUCAGAGUGAGGACGGGCUGCUGGACAUUGCUGUUGGAUCCAAAGGAGCGGCCAUGUUAUUCAGGUCCAGACCCAUCGUGUCGUUGGUGACCACAGUGACCUAUAACCCUAGAAAGAUUCCUCCUAAAGAAACAGAGUGCGAGAAACCUUUAGAAAACACUGUGACAGUGUGCUUCAGACUCACUGAACAGAACACUCAGGGAAAGGACUUGACGGCAAAGUUAAACUACGACUUAAAACUUGACGCCAAGCGGCAGACCUUCCGGGCGUUCUUCCAAGAUAAACCUAAAAAAGAACGAGUCCAGAGGGGCGAGAUGGUGGUUGGUCUCAGUGAUGCAUGCAAAGAACACAAUUUCCUUAUAGAGUCCUGCACUGAAGACGCUCUGAAUCCGCUGUCUAACGAGCUGACCUUUACUUUUGAGGGUCUGCCCAGUAGAUCAAUGCAGGCUUUAACACCUAUUCUUCGUCCUGACAUACGGAACACCUCAGAUCACAAUCUGGAUUUUGAAAUAAACUGUGGGACAGACAACAUUUGCAUUGACGACCUGAAAGUGGAUUUCAACUUCUCUGGACACUCAGACAUACAGGUUGGAAUAAUGCAGGAAAUGAACGUGACCGUUUUUGUGGAGAACAGAGGAGAGAACUCCUACAACCCUCAGGUUACGCUGACGUACCCCUUUGGACUUUCCUACAGGAGGUUCACCAGUAAACAGGGUCGAGUGGAGUGUGUGUCUGUGGACAGUGAUCAGCUGCUUGCUCUGGGGAAGACCACCUGCUACAUCAGUAAACCCAUCCUCAGACAAUCCUCUUUUGCGGUUUUUGAGAUCACGUACAGCAUACACAAAGAUAGUAACUUUGACAAAUUGGUCACGUUCAGUGCUACUGCUUCCAGCGGCAAUGAUAAACACGCAGCUUCCAGCGAACUGGCCAAAAACAAAUCUAUUGGAGUGAAAUAUGCCAUCUACAUUGCAUUAAUCAGGCAUGAGAACUCCAGCAUCCACAUCAACUUCACUGCAGGGAAGAAUAACCAAGAGAAACCCAUCAGUCAGAUAUUAAAGGUGGAGAACGACCUACGAGACGUAAACCUCACUGUGCUCAUCAGUGUUCCAAUUAAACUAGGAGAGAAGGACAUCUGGACCAAUAAGAACUUGCAGAUUAGCGGCUGCAGUUCAGACCGAGACGAGAAACCCACAGUCACUGACUUUGUGGAGGCGAUAAGGAUAAAGCCGCUGGUGAACUGCUCUGUGGCCACCUGCAGACGCUUUAGGUGUAAUACAAAUAUCUUAAAGAGGGGGGUGGAGUUAUACAUUAUAUCUGCUAAAGUGAGCUCUGGCUGGAUUGAACAGACUGGCCUGACAGCAGCAGUUUUUGAGCUGGUCAGUUCAGCGACUCUGGAUUACGACAAAAACAAAUAUGUCUACGUCUCCUCUGAUUCUCAACACAACGCCCCCAUUGUAACGGUCGGACACUCCGCUCUUCUUCAAUUUGAGGAAUUUUCAAACCGCACUUUUGUUUCUAUUAAUACGCAGGUGGAGGUGUACGAGGAGAAGAACCUGCUGAAGGAGAUCAUCGGCGGCGUGAUCGGAGGACUCGUGCUUCUGGCUCUCAUUACUGCAGGCCUGUACAAGGCCGGAUUCUUUAAAAGUCAGUAUAAGCAGAUGCUGGAAGAUGCUGGGGGUGAACAGACUGCAGCACCUGAUGGAGAGACCCCUGAAGAGUGACCACGCCCACUCUGAGUGACCCCGCCCGCUCUGAGUUACCUCUGUCUGUAAAUUUAAACAAUACGUUUUUGCUUAUGCAAAGAGGUUUGCUCACCUCUGCUUAAAAUUGAUUGGUGAUUUUCUAAAUUAAAAUCCUCGAUAGAGUCACACUUCUGCACAUUCUAAAGCAUGAGUGCACUUUAUUUGGCUAAUUUAACAUUAUUAGCAUUUAGCAAUUAGCCUGUGCAAACUGAUGGCACCUUACUUUAGUUUUUUUUUUUUUCAGAAUGUUAAUAUCAGCAAGUAAAUAGAAAAGGGUGUUUAUUUUUUUUUAUAAAAUUGUAUUUUACAUUAUUUAGCACACUUUCUACCUAAAGUUAUUUUUAAACAGCAUUCUAUUAAUUAAUUAAUUAGGGACUGUUAUUUACACAGAGCUACAAAAGGGGGUGCUGUGGGGGCUUAUAAAAGAAAUUCUAAACACAGCAGAUUACACUAGCACUUCAGCACAAACUCAGAAUAAGACUAGUUAUUGUUAGAAAUGAUCUUAAAUUUUAAUUUUUCACCAGUUAUGACAUUGGUAAUCAAUGCUGUGCGCUGUAGAUCUAUAAAAUAGAGCCCUGUUUGAAAUAAACAACCUGUGCCUUUAAGAAUGAAACACUCUUCUUAACGUCAGUGUAAGUGGGUGGGGCUAAAGUACUGAAUACUGAGUUAUGUAAAUGUGGAUCUAUAUAAAUAUAGUUGUUUUAUUUUAUUGACAUCACUAAUGUUUCUACUAGCUUAAGCAUUGUUUACAUGCUACAUCAAACUUGAACAAACCCUUUAGCACAGUGUUCUUCUUUCUUUCCUGGGUAAAGUGUUGUUUUUUUUCUAAUAUGUCACAAUCAGCCAGUAAAUCAAAAAAAAUGUAUUAAAUGUACAGGACUUAAAACUUGAUGAAGGGUGUUCAAACUUAAAACACAAUAAAACUGUAUUUUGCAUUAUUUA